Molecule: messenger RNA, 3942 nt
Organism: Cryptomeria japonica (Japanese cedar)
Lineage: Eukaryota; Viridiplantae; Streptophyta; Pinopsida; Cupressales; Cupressaceae
Product: pentatricopeptide repeat-containing protein DOT4, chloroplastic
Exons: 1
Coding region: 179-2416 (745 amino acids)
Biological process (GO): RNA modification
Molecular function (GO): RNA binding; protein binding
Source: RefSeq, a predicted model, not a curated record
CCUCGGGUAUACAGAAGUUUUCGUCCACGUUUGUUUCUUCACAAUUUUUAAGCUAAUGUCGAAAUGCUUGUUCAGAAGCACCAGAGUAAAUUUUUUCCUCUAUAAAAAGAAAAAUAAAUAAAAAUUCCUCCUGCUUAGCUUACUACUGGAUUUCUCUUCUAGAAAAUCUCGUGUAAUUAUGUGCGCCAAGCUCAAUUUCGCUUAUUCCAUAAAAUGCCCACUGAAAAUCAAUGAAGACAUCAGAUCAUUCUGCAGACAAGGGCAGGUGCAGAAGGCAUUAGAAGUAUUCCAAAUUGCAAACAAUCAAGCCAUACAAAUCGAACCCAAUAGCUAUGCAUCACUGUUAGAGGUAUGUACCAAAAACAAAGCUCUUUCAGAGGGAAAAAAUAUUUAUACCGGCCUUCUCUCAAAUGGUUAUAAGCUCGACUUGUUCUUAGGCACUAAAAUUUUGAGAAUGUACAUAGUUUGCAAUAGUCUGGUUGAUGCGCGUGAACUGUUUGACAAAAUGCCUAAGAGAAAUGUUCUAUGUUGCAAUGCAAUGCUGAGAGGGUAUAACAAAAAUGGGCUCUGGAAACAAACACUUGAACUUUAUUACACGAUACUGGGGGAAGGGACGGAACCUGACUGUUUUACGUUUCCCUGCGUUAUCAAAGCCUGUACCAAUUUGUGUGAUUUGGUACGGGGUAGAGAAAUCCAUACUUUUAUUGUUUCAAAGGGACUUGAGAAUGAUAAUUUUGUGGGUAGUGCCCUGAUAGACAUGUAUGCAAAAUGUGGCAGAAUGGAGUUUUCGAGACAAGUUUUUGAGAAAAUAAGUUCAAGGGAUGUUGUAACAUGGAGUGCAAUGAUUGCCGGCCUUGUGCAGAAUGGGUAUUGUAAUGAGGCCUUGAAAUGUUUUCUUCAAAUGCAAUCAGUAGGGGUGGUGCCUGAUCAGAUAAUUGUCACCAGCAUUCUGAAGGCCUGUACUGUAUUGUCAGAUAUAAAACACGGUGAGGAGAUUCAUGAUUAUGUAAUUAGAGGCAGGUAUGGAAAUGACAUUAUUGUGCAGAAUUGCCUCAUGGACAUGUAUACAAAAUGUGGGGAUAUGGAGGCUGCACGGCAUGUAUUUGAAAGCAUGCUUGAAAGGGAUGUAAUUUCGUGGAGUUCUAUAAUUGCUGGAUAUUCUCAAAAUGGGUAUUAUGAGGAAAGCUUGAAGCUGUUCAGGUGGAUGAUACUAGAAGAUGUCGCACCUAACUUUGUCACAUUUGCAAGUGUUCUUCCAUCCUGUGCUCGCUUAGAAAUUGUUAAACAGGGUAAGGAAAUUCAUGGCUAUAUAAUUCGAAAUGAAUUUGAGUUCACAGUGUUUGUAGCGAGUGCCUUAAUUGACAUGUAUGCUAAAUGUGGGAAUGUAGAUGCUGCACGAAAAGUGUUUGACGGGAUAUCUUGUAGGGAUGUAACCUUAUGGAAUUCUAUGAUUGCUAGCUAUGCUCAGAACGGGCAUUGCAGUGAGGCAAUGGAAUUAUUUUAUUGCAUUCAGCGGGAAGGCAAGAAGCCCGAUUCUGUCACUGUAGUGAGUAUUCUCCCAGUUAUUUCCCACUUAUCAACUUUGGGACAGGGAAAAGAGAUCCAUGCUUAUGUAAUGAGAAAUGCAUUUGAGUGUGAUGUUUCUGUUGGGAAUGCUCUCAUAGACAUGUAUGCAAAAUGUGGGAGCAUAAGGUUGGGACAACUUAUAUUUGAUAGAAUGCUAAGAAAGACUCUGGUUUCAUGGAACACAAUGAUUGCAGGACAUGGAAUGCAUGGGCAUGCUGAAGAUGCACUUGCACUCUUUUACCAAAUGCAAAAGUCAGGCAUGAAGCCUGAUUGUGUUACCUUUAUUGCUCUUCUAUCAGCAUGCAGCCAUGCAGGCCUUGUGGAUAAAGGUUGGCAAUAUUUUGAAAUAAUGAAUCGAAAUUAUAACAUCAUACCUAGAAUGGAGCACUAUGCUUGCAUGGUUGAUCUACUUGGACGAUCUGGCUGCCUUGAUGAGGCACUAGACUUUAUAAAAAAGAUGCCAUUAAAACCUGAUUUUAAUGUCUGGGGAAGCUUGCUUGGUGCUUGUAGAGUUCAUUGCAAUACAGAUAUAGCAGAAGUUGCAGCAGAAAAUAUUUUUGAGUUAAGACCUGAUAAUGCAGGAUACUAUGUUGUGCUUUCAAACAUCUAUGCAGCUGUAGGCAGGCGGGCAGAUGUAGAAAAAGUGAGAGCAAUGAUGAGAGAUAGGGGUUUGAAAAAGGAGCCAGGUUGCAGUUGGAUAGAGGUUGAUAACAGGAUUCAUUCAUUCCUUGUUAGGGACAAAUCACAUCCACAAUCAGAUAACAUAUAUGCAAAAUUGGAUAAAUUGCUACAACAGAUGCGAGCAGCGGGAUAUGUGCCUGACACAUCAUUUGUGUUGCAUGACGCAUAAGAGCAUAUUUUUCUCCAGAGGUUAAAAGUUUUGUAGUUUCCUUAAUGAUUAUCAAGACAUUUCUUGGAGGUCUGUUUUCAUCAAGUAAUGCUAUAAUGCUAUUGAUGUGGAAUGUUCUGUGAAGAGUCUGUCAUUUUGGUGCAUUAAACAUACAGGUUUAUUUUAUUGUGGAUUCUAACAGGCACCAAUAGAGAUAAUGCUAUUGAUCUUAUCACAGAAAUGUAGCCAUCAUUAUAAUUUCAUAUUCACAGUAAAGAGCUGAAGCUUUCCCUUUCUAUGAAAAUAGUUGAUUUAUAUUUAUCAGAAACGGUGUUUUGUGGAAAGUAGAAAACAGGUUGAAAGACCAUAUUAAAGCUUACUUAUUGGGAAAUCAAAGACGGUGAUAAGGAACAAAUGAAGAGGGUGCAAUUUGCUCUUUUUUGAACCACCUGCCAUUAGAGUUGAAUAACCAAUUUCUCUGAGAGUAAAUUGCCAGAAACAACAACCUAUGUACAGCCUUUGGAUGAUUGGCAUUAUACUGUCGUUGACAGGAGAAGAAUACUUAAGCAAUAACAGGACAAUUUGGGUAUUCAGUCACAUAAGUGAUUAUCUGUAAUUAUGGUUGGCAGUAUUUUGAUAACAUGACUUGCAAUCGUCAUACAAUACUUAAAUAGAGGAUCUUUGUGCUUCAGUGGUUGUCCUUGGUUCAAGAGAAGAGAACUGGGUCAAUAAGACAAUUUGAGCACUUAGUCAUCUAAGUGAUUAUGUGCAGUUAUAGUUGGGAGUACUUUGAUUUCGACUUGUGGUUAUCAUACUAUAGUUAGAAUAGAGGACCAUUAUGCUUCAAUGGUUGUCCUUCUUGGCUGAGCUGUAUAUCUCAUGACUUUAUCAGUUGAGUGUCAAUACAACUUAUUCAUAUGAAGAAGCUUGCUUUGUUCCUGUAGAGCUCAAUGCAAUACACAUGGACAAGGACAUGCAGGGAAUAUAUUUUUCAAUUGAAUGUGUGAUACAUUGAAAUAUUACCUUCUUCUGUAAAAUAUUAAUGCCAGUUAGGUUAGGUUGGUUGAUGGAGGACCUGUCAAAGCAGCAGUAAAAGGGUAGUCUUUUAAAUAGCUGGUUGGUAACAGGACCUGUGCAUGUCUUGUAAAAAAACAGACAACAGCCAUAAAGUAAUACAACGAAUAAAGCCUAUUAGGGCAGAUAGAGCAUCAAGAAGUUCCUGAUACAUCGUUUUGGAAAUGUGUUGCGUAAGCUUAUGAUCCUUUGGAGCAAGCCUCUUGACAUACCGCUAAAGGAUCUGGAGGAUCUGUUCCAAUCCGAUACAGCCCUUGUUAUGAUUCUUGAUUUCUGGGUGGUAAGAACUUCAAAGAAUAUGAGCUUUUUUGGUCCUUAAACACAAAAGAUUCUUCGAGAUGCUUAUUAGAACAAGCAGAAAAGUUCAUUUGUAUCCGGUGUGUAUACCAUAUCUGCUUUGUUAUGAUUCUUUAUGCCCUGAUCGGAAUGGCUUCAAGGAAUAUGAUAUGUUUUGGUUCUUCAGGCACAAAAGA